Cryptococcus wingfieldii CBS 7118 is the source of this 1641-nucleotide messenger RNA. Its product is annotated as pantothenate transporter. The record is from RefSeq and is a predicted model, not a curated record. Bases 1 to 1641 code for a protein of 546 amino acids. Gene Ontology annotation, biological process: transmembrane transport. Gene Ontology annotation, molecular function: transmembrane transporter activity. Lineage: Eukaryota; Fungi; Basidiomycota; Tremellomycetes; Tremellales; Cryptococcaceae. Gene Ontology annotation, cellular component: membrane. The transcript is spliced from 9 exons.
AUGUCCAACCCAGUCCCGUUUGUCGAGGAACCAGUGCGCAAAGUCCGCGUCGAUGUCGAGUCGAUCCUGGCCGUUGAAGAGCCCCCGAAAAGUACUUGGAAAGGCAAAAUAUGGGACACUUUUGAUAGGCCGCCUCUGGAGCGAAAGUUGUUGUUCAAGGUCGAUGCUAUCAUCCUCACCUUCGCCUCAAUUGGCUACUUUCUCAAAAACCUCGACCAAACCAAUGUCUCCAACGCCUUCUUGACGGGGAUGAAAGAAGACCUCGGCAUGUACGGCAACCAGCUCGUUACCUCAACAUCAAUCUGGACCGUCGGGUAUGUCAUCGGCCAGCUGCCUUCCAACCUGCUGUUGACGAGAGUCGAGCCGAGAUGGGUUCUUCCUGCACUCGAACUGGGUUGGGGUAUCGCCACGCUCGGGUCUUAUGCUGUCAAGUCUUACAAGUCUCUCUACGCCCUUCGAUUCCUCGUCGGCGUUUUCGAAUCUGGUUUCUACCCCGGCAUGCACUAUCUCCUCGGCUCUUGGUACACCCCUGCCGAAAUUGGUAAACGCGCCAUGAUAUUUUGGCUCGCCGGUUCCCUCGGGCAAAUGUUUUCCGGUCUUUUGCAAGCUGCUGCCAGUAGGAACCUGGAUGGGGUGCAUGGGAUUGAGGGUUGGCGAUGGCUGUUCAUCAUCGACGCAAUUAUCACCCUUCCUCUCGCCAUCGCCGGCUUCAUCUUCUUCCCUCCUCAGCCUCUACAGGGUAAGAAGACAUGGUGGUUAUCCGACGAGGAAUUCGCGUUAGCGCAGAGGAGGUUGACCAAAAUUGGGCGGGCGGGCAAGAGCCCUUGGUCCUUGGAGAAAGUCAAGAGACUUCUUCUUUCUUGGCACACUUACUUUUUGCCCGUCCUCUACAUCAUCUGGAACAACCAAUGGCCCCAGGCCCCCGUCGGGUACUAUCUCAAAUCCUUCAACUCUGCUCCAUACCCCGGCGGCGAUAAGAGGUAUAGCACGAGCGAUAUCAACCAGCUGCCCUUGCCACAGACGGCCAUAUUUGUGGUGGUGGCUGCUAGUUGGGCGUGGGUCAGUGAUGGCUUUUUGAGAGGGAAUCGGUGGAUAUUCGUUUACAUCGGUGCUAUCAUAUCUAUCAUAAUCGGCGUGAUCGGUAUCAAAAUCGACCUCUACGCCAACGUCACCGGUACACUCUUCUUCUACUGGUUCUCCAACAUCGGCCAAGGCGCCGGUCCUUUGAUCCUUACAUUCAUCAACGAAAUCUGUUCCGACGACACAGAGAAGCGUGCUUUGCUCGUAGGGGCAGCGAACGACUUUGCCUAUGUCGUACAAGCUAUCGUUCCGAAUUUCGUUUGGAAGACGGUCGAUUUCCCGCAAGCGAGAAAGGGGUGGACGUAUUCGGUCAGUUUGAAUGUCGCCUUGAUCUUUUGGAUCACGGCCAUCCUGGUUCUCCUUCGGCGCGACCGACGAAGAGCCGAGAGCGCCGAGAACCCUCCUGCUCUCGAAGGCAAAGACCACCUCGAAGGCUUCGGCGCGUUGAGCGAGUCGGGAAGCAGUGACAGAGAUGGGGUACCUAGGUUGAACGGGAAGGAAGAAGAAGAGGGCGCAACGACGCCUGGGUCGUUGACGGGCAGUCUGGAUCAGAAGUAUUGA